AUGCUAGGACGCCCUUGGUUGGUUGCAAGCAAUCUCAAAUGUUCUCCAAUUGCAAACGGGGGAGAGCUUUGGGACAAAUACCUUUUACGCUUAGACGAGUUGCCGAGAGCGAACGCAUUUUGGCUUGAGUAGCUUCUUUUUUUUUACAUGCCAAUAUUUAGUAGCUUUAACUCUUAAGCUUAGCACUGAAUCAAAUUGCGUUGAUUUGUGAGUCAAAAAAUUUACAAAGACAAGCAUCGGAAAGCUACGUGGUUGAAAUGUUCAAGCUUUUGGUUAGCGACAAGAACGUCUUAAAAUAAUCUCACCUGAUCAUCUUGAUAAAAUUUCGGAGAAGUAACAAACGCUCGGCAGUCGAAAAACCAUGGCGCUCCUAGAAUAUGUGAAGCAAAUUCGUUCCUUGUUCGACAACUCGAAUCCCUAUUGCAUAUCAGUUGGAUGUGUCUCUUUGCUUGGUUAUCUUAUUUGGCGGAACCGUUCUCACACUUCAAGAAUGGACUUGACCAAAAAAGCCAUCUUUAUUAGUGGUUGUGACUCUGGGUUUGGAUAUUCUUUGGCAUUGCAUUGCGCCAAUAACUUGGGAUUGUUAGUAAUAGCGGGUUGCUAUGUGCCUGGAGGAGAUGAAUCCGGAUGGAAAUCACUGGAAUCGAGCACCAAAGGAAACUUGAAACUGGUUCAUUUAGAUGUGACAAAGAGCCGUAGCAUUGAAGAAGCCGUGAAGGCCACGAAGGCCUUCCUGCACUCUCAGGAAGCCCGCUUGUGGUGUGUUGUUAAUAAUGCCGCCGUCUUGGUUUUUGGUCAAGCCGAAUGGCAACCCAUGGACAUGAUUCGUCACCAAUUUGAAGUGAACACUUUUGGAGCAUUCGCUUUAGCCAAAGCCUUUUUGCCCAUGCUUCGCGAGUCUGAAGGGCGUAUAAUCAACAUGAUCAGUUAUUGCACCGAUUGCCCAAUGCCAACUUUGACGGUGUAUACGGCAAGUAAAGCCGCCUUGAAGAGUCUUUCGAUUGGGUUGCGGGAGGAGCUCAUCACGAUCGGAGCGAAGGUGGAUGUGAUACUCUUCAACCCUGGGGAUCAUCCGUUUGAAACACCCCUUUGUUCCGGCCAAGGAGCAAAUUAUGAAGUAAUGGAAAAGGAAGUGGAGCAUAUUUCAGAUUCUCGCUUGUUCAAGGAUCACUUCCUUAGAUGUCGGGAGAAAUUUGCCGGUCUAUUUCCCAAACCGGAGCUCAAGCCCUUGGACAAUGUUGGACUCUACCAUUCUUUUGAAGCCAUGAUAUCUUCUCGCCAUCCAGACUUCGAGUACGUCAACUCUGACUUGAUUACGCAAGGAUUCUUUGGUCUGAUUAAAAAGCUUCCAACGCAUUGGGCGGACAAAAUGCGGAUUUCUAUGAUGAAAUUGCCAAAGUAAUGUCUUUUUCAGGAUAUGUUACAAUGCGAUCCAAAAGCCUCACUCUUACCAUGAUAUUGUGCAUUGCGCCUUGAAAAUAACAUGUUAUUCUCUUAAUAAAGUACGGCGCCAAAUCUGAAGUACGUCAGGGAAGACGAAAUUUCGGAAAUUCGGAAAUAUAAUAUUAUGUUUCAAAGUGA
Messenger RNA from Tigriopus californicus, 1581 nucleotides. Its product is annotated as D-beta-hydroxybutyrate dehydrogenase, mitochondrial-like. Gene Ontology annotation, molecular function: oxidoreductase activity. The transcript has a single exon. Bases 362 to 1402 code for a protein of 346 amino acids. The record is from RefSeq and is a predicted model, not a curated record. Lineage: Eukaryota; Metazoa; Arthropoda; Copepoda; Harpacticoida; Harpacticidae.